This is a messenger RNA of Lates calcarifer (barramundi perch), 2283 nucleotides long. RefSeq names its product polymerase (DNA-directed), delta 3, accessory subunit (gene pold3). Lineage: Eukaryota; Metazoa; Chordata; Actinopteri; Centropomidae. The record is from RefSeq and is a predicted model, not a curated record. Gene Ontology annotation, molecular function: DNA-directed DNA polymerase activity. Gene Ontology annotation, cellular component: delta DNA polymerase complex; nucleus. Gene Ontology annotation, biological process: DNA synthesis involved in UV-damage excision repair; DNA strand elongation involved in DNA replication; DNA replication. The coding region runs from base 107 to 1447 and encodes 446 amino acids. The transcript is spliced from 12 exons.
ACCGGAACAGACACGUGACACGGAACAGGAAGUAAAUAAACUGCAUUCCCGCGCAGUUGAAUCGGUGGUAGAAGAAGACCUCCACAUUCGCGGAUAAUCGAACAAAAUGGACGAGCUUUAUUUGGAUAAUAUUGACGAAUUUGUCAACGACCACAACAAGAUAGUGACCUACAAAUGGCUGAGUCUAACACUUGGAGUCCAUGUCAACACAGCAAAACAAAUGCUCUACCACUACCUGGAUCACAAGAGGAAAGAAAGUUCAGCUCAGCUCCAUGCCACCUAUCUCGUGUCGGGGAAGUUUGUGGACAACGGCCAGACGAGCCACAAGAUAUCAGUUGUCAGAGAGGACCAACUGGAAGAUUUCAAAGCCAAGAUGAGCUUGAUUGUGAGUGUCCAUGUCUACAGUGUCCAGAAAGCUUUACUGAAAGACAGCAGCCCCCUCUACAGCGUCGACUAUGAUGCCGUGAAAGACAACCUGAAGAACUGCAGCAAAUACAGUGCGAUCCACUGCACCAGUGCAGUGCCCAUGUCCUCUCUGGAGCUGCAGCAGAGGAGAGAAAUGCAGCGGGCGCCUACACCAGAGCCUGCAGUAAAAAAAACUGGCAUGAACGGAGAGGCUAAUCUGGCUUCGAAACCAUCCACCAAACCGCCAAAAGGCAUCAUGGGAAUGUUUGGAAAUAAAGCUGCUCCCAAGAACCAGGACAGUGGCAAAGAGGUCAAGUUGGAACAGAAGGAAGAUGCACCUGUGGCUGAUGCCCCCAAAAGCAAACCAGCUGCAAAAACCAAUCCGAUGAUUAACUUUUUUGGGACUCAAACAGCAAAGAAACCUGACAACAAAACUGUGAAGGUGGAGGAAGCAGCUCAGACGUUAAGCACAGCAGAGCAGCAACACCAGGGUUCACAGCCUGAAGAAAAACACGAAGCUGCUGCAGUGGAAUCACCAAAAGACAUUAAGAAAGAUUCCAGGAGCAAAACCAAGCGAAUUGAAGAUUCUGACAGUGAGGAGGAAAAAAUGGAGAAGAAAAAAAGGCGGAGGAUUAAGAAACCUGAACCAGACAGCAGCGAUGAAGAUGUUAUUCCAGAUUCUCCACAGCAGAUGGAGACAAGGGAAAAAUCACCAAGUCCUGUCAAGGAGGUCGAGUCCGUUUCACAUUCACAUCAGGGUGUCUCUGAAGUGAAGAUAAGGAAGAGGAGACGGGUCCUGAAAUCUCGCACCUUUGUGGACGACGAAGGAUGCAUCGUGACCGAGAAAGGCUACGAGAGUGAAUCGUACUCUGAGGCAGAAGACGAUGCUCAGGCCACCAAACAAGCUCCAAAGGGUCCCGUCCCUGCAAAACUACCAGCAAGUAGCAAAGAGGGUGAGAAGAAAAGUCAGAAGAAAAUGUCUGCCAACGCAAAUAAAGGAACUAAACAAGCUUCCAUUAUGGGAUUUUUCCAAAAGAAAUAACAGAAGACAACAUCGGACACUUACAUCAGCACUAAGGAACAACAAGCACUGCUACAGACUUUGUGUAAUGAUCUCAACUGACCCUGAAACACAUCGUAAGGACAACAUGUGGGAGCGUCUUUUUCUGGAUGACAAAGAUGUUAAAUUUACAGUUUAAAAUGCGAAUAUAAGACCUUCUCAAUAAACAUUGUUGGACACUGAAGCUAAACAUAAAUCUCGCCUCAAAAUGGACAUAAAGGUGUUUAAAAUGAUAACUGAAGGAAGGUGACACGAUUUCAGUUUGAGAAGAAAUUGCAAGUGUUACAACAAUGUUGAUACUAAUUAUAGAAAAAGACAUUACUGUAUCUUUGCUUUUCAAUCGCCAUAUUCUCAGAGGAUAGAGGUGUACCAAUUUUUUUUUCUAUUAUACUUUAUUUUUCAUACAUCAGGAGGAUCCAUAUGGCACACAAUAUUUCUGUUUGAAAGGUUUUUUCUCAGUCAGGACUACUGCAGCAUCACUCACUGUAAAUUGCUCUAAAUGUAUUUCAAAAACCUGAAAUGUAGAAAAUAAAUGUUGGUACUUUGAUUUGCUUAAAGGAUAAUUCUGGUAUUUUUUAAUCAGGGCCUUAUUUUCUCAUGUUCUUUGGGUAAUCGUGGGACACUAUACCAGGCCACCGCAAAUAUCUGCUGCAAUGUAAUCCAAUGUGAAUUAUUAUACGUGACUUAUUAUAUAGACUUUUUUAAAAUAAGAAAAUAAGGCCCUGGUUAAAAAAUACUGCACAUAUCCCUUAACCAUUUCAAACCUGGUGGUAGCUAAGCAUGUCCACACUUAAUAAAGUGACCAUGGUCAAAUGCAC